GCUUCUCUUGUCUUAGUUCGUAGAAUGGAAGGCUUUUUCCAUGCACUAAUUUUUCUCAUCAUUCUGCUGUAUGUGAUCUCCACCGCCCAGUACGCCACUCUCGGGAUCGAACCAGCUGCAUCCGACCGUGCCGCCCUCCUCUCCUUCAAGUCCCUCGCCGACGACGAUCCGUUCGGUGCGCUUCUUUCGUGGAACAACGGCUCUCUCCACUACUGCAGGUGGCGCGGUGUCUCCUGCGGCCGCCGCCAUCCCGACCGGGUCACGGCCCUCGACCUCAAGUCCCUCCGCCUAACCGGCCUCGUAUCGCCCGCCGUAGCCAACCUCACAUUCCUCCGGAGGAUCGACCUGUCCGACAACAUGCUAGGCGGUCGCAUCCCGGAGGAGUUUGGAAGCCUACGCCGGCUGCGAUAUCUCAACCUGAGUGUGAAUUCUCUUCGCGGAACGAUCCCGUCUUCGCUCGGCAAUUGCUCUAAUCUUCAACUACUCAACUUGAGAGAUAAUAAGCUCGACGGUGAGAUCCCGCCAACUCUUACGAAUCUCUCCUCUUUGAACAGCCUUUCGCUACGAGGAAACAACCUUCAUGGUGAAAUUCCUCACUUUGCAGAACUUCCAUUCCUCUCUUAUCUGGACUGCGCUUCUAACUAUCUCUCCGGGACUAUCCCAAUCUCACUCGGACGACUUUCAUCUCUCGAAUAUCUCGUUCUCGGGAUCAACAAUUUAACAGGGGAAAUACCGUCAUCCCUGUACAAUUUAUCAUCCCUGACGGCCUUAGAACUCGCUAAUAACCAACUCGAGGGAACUCUACCCUCCGAUAUCGGAAAUGCUCUUCCGAACCUUCAAUUCCUUUAUAUGUAUAAUAAUAAGCUCGGGGGGCGAAUUCCAGCAUCCUUGUCCAAUGCUUCUGAGCUCAGGCACCUUGAGAUGCCGUUUAAUGCAUUCCACGGCACGAUACCGCCGAGCCUUGGAGCCUUGCAGAGUCUUUUGCGGCUUCAACUGGAAGGCAAUCGACUCGAAGCCAGGAAGCCUAGUGAUUGGAGCUUCAUUACAGCAUUGACCAACUGCACCGGUCUCCGAGUGUUGGAUUUAGGAUACAAUCUACUUCAAGGCAUGAUGCCCAAAUCACUGGUCAAUCUUUCCACUAGUCUUCUAGCUUUAUCAUUCUACAGCAACCAAAUAUCAGGAAUUAUACCUGCAGAGAUUGACAAGUUCAUCAAUCUAACUUAUCUUGAUAUGAGCUUUAACGACCUUCGAGGCACCAUUCCCAUAGAAAUCAGUCAUCUUUGGCAAUUAAAUUAUUUAGAUCUGUCAUACAACAAGCUCUCGGGCGAAAUUCCUCCGACUUUGGGCAACCUAACACGAAUGGACAAACUCUUUCUCGGCAGCAACGAAUUUGAAGGAGCCAUUCCGCCGACAUUAAGCAACCUGUUAAUGCUAGAGUUGUUAGAUCUAUCAAAUAAUAGGCUAAGCGGUAGUAUUCCUAAAGAAGUUUUGACCCUUUCAUCACUCACAAUCUACCUUGACUUGUCGCAUAAUUUACUGAACGGUUCAUUACCGUUGGAAGUGGGCAACUUGAUAAAUACGUGGGGGCUUAAUCUCUCAAAUAAUAGGCUCUCCGGUGAGAUUCCAGACACCAUCGGCAAAUGCGCCAUCUUGGAUAUUCUUCAUUUAGAGAAUAACUUAUUUCAAGGGUCCAUUCCUCCCUCCAUCAGCAAUUUAAGAGGGCUUCAGGAGCUCGAUCUCUCAAAAAACUUCUACUCGGGCCAAAUACCCGCAUUCCUUGAUGAGCUCCCGGAUCUAAAAUACUUAAAUCUUUCCUUCAACGAUUUUGAGGGUCGAGUGCCGAUGAAAGGGGUUUUUAAGAAUGCCAGCGAAGUCUCGCUUAUCGGAAACCCUAAACUCUGCGGUGGAAUACCAGAAUUACACUUGCCGAAAUGCACUUCAGAUGCCUUUAUAGCAAAACAUCACUCUGAUUACAAACUCAAGGUAAUACUCAUUCCCAUAGGUGGAGCAAUUUUGUGUUUGAUUAUAAUCAUGGGCUUGCUUGGGAUACAUCACUUGAUAAAAAACUCCCGAAGAAAGCCGCAGUCGAGGUUUUCCUUAAGAAACCGACACGUGAAAGUAUCUUACGAUGAGCUCUUCAGGGCAACGGAUGGGUUCUCCUCAGAUAAUCUGAUCGGCACAGGAAGUUUUGGGUCGGUUUAUAAAGCCGCCAUGAACUAUGAAAAUGCCGACAUCGUCGCGGUGAAAGUGCUUAACCUUCAACAGCAUGGGGCUUUCAGGAGUUUUAUGUCUGAAUGUGAAGCCCUGAGAAGCAUUCGGCAUCGAAAUCUUGUCAAAAUUCUUACAUUGUGCUCUAGUUUGGAUCACCGCGGUAACGAUUUCAUGGCCUUGGUAUUUGAGUACAUGCCUAAUGGAAGCUUAGAAGAGUGGCUACAUCCAAAUGCAUGCCAAAAUAGGCCAUUCAGAAGCCUAAGCCUAAUCCAGAGGUUGAACAUAGCUGUCGACGUAGCCUCCGCAUUAGAGUAUCUUCAUCAUGGAGGGUCCGUGCCGAUUGUUCACUGUGAUCUUAAGCCCAGCAACAUCCUUCUUAACAAAGAAAUGACGGCGCACGUGGGCGAUUUCGGGUUAGCAAAGUUUCUGCGGCAACCGCCUGACGAAUCAUCAGAGCGUUCAUCUACCAGCACUGUGGGAAUCAAAGGAUCUAUUGGUUAUGUUCCUCCAGAGUAUGGAAUGGGCUGUAAACCAUCUAGGCUCGGCGAUGUGUACAGCUACGGAAUUCUUCUGCUGGAGAUGUUCACUGGAAUGAGGCCCGUCGACGACAUGUUCAAAGACGGACUAAGCCUUCGUGGAUAUGUUCGUGCUGCUGCUGCUUCUCCGGAACAUCUCAUGGACAUCAUAGACAGAAACCUGCACUCAGCUGAUAAUGAUAUAGCUUAUCAAGAAGAGUGUGUGCGAGAUUGCAUGGUUUUGGCGUUCGACUGCGGUCUCUCAUGCUCAAACGAAUCGCCAUACGAACGAUCCGACAUGACGAAAGUCUUAAAGGAGCUGAGUGCAGCAAGAGAGAGGCUUCUUAGCUAAAAGCAAUUUUCCUCCCUAUGAUGCGGUUCUUACUAGAAGCAAAUGACUGUAGGUUUGAACAUCCUCUGUUU
This is a messenger RNA of Ananas comosus (pineapple), 3149 nucleotides long. RefSeq names its product probable LRR receptor-like serine/threonine-protein kinase At3g47570. The record is from RefSeq and is a predicted model, not a curated record. The transcript is spliced from 2 exons. The coding region runs from base 25 to 3078 and encodes 1017 amino acids. Lineage: Eukaryota; Viridiplantae; Streptophyta; Magnoliopsida; Poales; Bromeliaceae. Gene Ontology annotation, molecular function: ATP binding; protein kinase activity; protein binding. Gene Ontology annotation, cellular component: plasma membrane. Gene Ontology annotation, biological process: hormone-mediated signaling pathway; protein phosphorylation.